GUCCCACCUCUACUGUACACUAUAAUAAACAUGGAUUCUUUUGCAGACAAACAAUGUUCAAACCAGGAAAGGGAUCAAGGAUAACUUUUAUAACAUCUCAGUCUGCUCCGUCUCAUGAGUGCUUUAUAGAUUAAUGAUUAGACAGUCUGUGAAGUCUGCAGAGGUCAAAGUCUUUAUCUAUCCAUUGUUUUUGAUCCUUCAUAUUUCUAAAUUGAAUGUCAAAUGUUUUAUAUACACAUUUGUAUAUGUUUCUUUGGCACCCAAACAAUCCUGAGUCUGUUGCACGACCAUUUAAUUUAUUUCUGUGUUUAUUCUUUCACUUAUUUCUGUACGAUUCCUGAAUGAUUUGAAUGAUUUCAUACACACGUGUAAUGUGUUUCACCUCUAUAUUUAGCAGCACAUAUGUAAAAUAAAGUAAGUCUUGAGGGAGGGGCGACAAACCUCGUGACCCCGCCCCCUGUGGGCGGCGCAUCAGGUGGCGCAGGUUUCAUAAAGUCCCGCGCGGAGCAUCUGCACCAGCAGCGGCACAGUGAGGCUCCGUCAUGGCGCGGGAGUCUCCAGCCUCUCCGGUGUGUCAGGAAGCGGCGCCGAACCCUCACCCGCUUUCCUAGUGUUCCUUCCCGCGAUGCAAGCCCUCCACAGACCCGGGCUGCACCGGGCACCGGACGCCGAGCCGUGGCUGGACAGGAUGGCCGAGAACCAGAGCGCCUCGAACGGCUCCGGAUCCGAGCUGAGCCUCUUAAGCAACCAGGAGGACAUCGACGUGGCCGCAAACCUGGAGCUGCGCGUCAUGAUCUCCAUCGUGUACUCGGUGGUGUGCGCGGUGGGUCUGGUGGGGAACCUGCUGGUCUUCUUCCUCAUGAAAGUCCGACAGGGGAGGAAGAAGUCCACCAUCAACUACUUCAUCAUGAACCUGGCGGUCACGGACUUCCAGUUCGUCCUCACGCUGCCCUUCUGGGCGGUGGACACGGCGCUGGACUUCACCUGGCCCUUCGGACACGUCAUGUGCAAGGUGGUGGUCACGGUGACCGUGAUGAACGUGUACGCGAGCGCGUUCUUCCUCACAGCCAUGAGCGUCACGCGCUACUGGUCCGUGGCGUCCGCGCUCAAGGACCGAACGCGCAACACGCGCUGCUCGGUGAAGCUGGUCAGCGCGCUUCUGUGGCUCCUGGCCACGGUGGCCUCGGUGCCCACGGCGAUAUUCAGCGGGGUGAACUCGAUCAACGGCGUCAAGCUGUGCCUGCUGCGCUUCCCCAGCGACCAGGACUGGCUCGCGAUCUAUCACCUCCAGAAGAUCCUGGUGGGCUUCGUGUUGCCGAUGCUCAUCACCAUCGUGUGUUACCUGCUCCUGUUGCGCCUCAUCCGCCAGCGGAGCAUGAACAACAACCUCCCCAAGCGCAGGUCCAGAGUCACCAAAUCCGUCACGAUCGUGGUCUUGUCGUUCUUCAUCUGCUGGCUGCCCAACCACGCCAUCACCUUCUGGGGAGUCCUGGUCAAGUUCAAUGUCAUCCAGUGGGACAAAGUCUACUACAUGCUCCACACGUACGUGUUCCCGGUCACCGUUUGCCUGGCGCACUCGAAUAGCUGCUUGAACCCGGUCCUGUAUUGCCUCAUGCGCAGGGAGUUCAGGAAAAUGCUGAAGGACUUCUUCUGGAGGAUUUCCUCACCGGCGAUCGCCAACAGCUGUCAGAUCCGCCCGUUCUCCGGCACCGCGAAGGCGCGCGACGACAGUCACGCGGCGAUUCCGCUGAACGUGAUGGAGACCGAGGACUACAGAUUGUCGGUGGUGAACGGGCAAACCGACGCGCUGCCGUCCACAGACUGCGCCGUUAUGAGGUAGACUGGAGGAAAUCUCUUUUUUUAUUGUAAUUGUUCCAUGAACAAUGUGCCGAAUUGUCCUUUGCAAGCCAUUUGUCCGCUGCUUUUUUAGCGCUUCUUCGAAACUGGUUUAAUUCCGUGUAAAGGCGCGCGUGAAGCUGACCUGGAUGUACAGAGUACCGAAAUAAAAUAUUGGGCUUAAGCUGCACUGCAUUUUUUAUAUUUUCCACUUUUACUCAUGUUUGGAGGAAGAUACUGUUGCAUUGAAAAAUCAGUCGCUCAAUAUAAUUAUAUUUAUAUUUAAAUAUAAAUAUAUAAUGUGUGUGUGUAUAUAUAUAUAUAUAUAUAUAUAUAUAUAUAUAUAUAUAUAUAUAAUAUGUAUUGUUGUUAUUAUAAUUUUUUUUUUUUUUUUUUUUUUGGACAAACCUCAUUUUUUUCACGUUUGGAGUAAAAUAGUAUUGCGCUCCAGGUUAAAAAAAAUUAAAGGUUAAAAUAUAAAAUAAACUAAAAAAUAGUAAAUAUAAUUAUUAUAAAUAUUUAACCAACCCCAUUUUUUCACUUUUAUUCACGUUGGGAGUAACAUUUUGUUGCUUUUUUAUAGCAAAUAAUUGCUCUAAUUUCAUGAAUGAUCAUACUGUAAAUGAAGCAGCAACUUGAAAUCGAUGCAUUAUUCAUAUCUGGUUUCCGACCUCCUUUUUGGUGUUUGAAUUUAUUGCCUGGAAAUUCUGAAAUAAUUAAAAUGUAUUGCUCAUUUGACGUGUAAUAAAGCUGUGUCAGUGACCUCAACCAUGUGAAGGUGAUGGUCCGAAAGGAAAUGAAUGUAAACAGUGUUACUAUGUUGUCCAUUUGAAGGGCAUAAUAAAGUCCUGUCUUAUCAUA
Megalobrama amblycephala (Wuchang bream) is the source of this 2697-nucleotide messenger RNA. RefSeq names its product relaxin family peptide receptor 3.3b (gene rxfp3.3b). Gene Ontology annotation, molecular function: G protein-coupled receptor activity. Gene Ontology annotation, cellular component: membrane. Gene Ontology annotation, biological process: immune response; G protein-coupled receptor signaling pathway. The coding region runs from base 626 to 1840 and encodes 404 amino acids. The record is from RefSeq and is a predicted model, not a curated record. The transcript has a single exon. Lineage: Eukaryota; Metazoa; Chordata; Actinopteri; Cypriniformes; Xenocyprididae.